Episyrphus balteatus (marmalade hoverfly) is the source of this 1312-nucleotide messenger RNA. RefSeq names its product lipoyl synthase, mitochondrial (gene Las). Gene Ontology annotation, cellular component: mitochondrion. The transcript has 4 exons. Gene Ontology annotation, biological process: lipoate biosynthetic process. Gene Ontology annotation, molecular function: lipoate synthase activity; 4 iron, 4 sulfur cluster binding. NCBI's taxonomy places the organism in Eukaryota, Metazoa, Arthropoda, Insecta, Diptera, Syrphidae. The coding region runs from base 116 to 1231 and encodes 371 amino acids. The record is from RefSeq and is a predicted model, not a curated record.
UUCAAAAUAAAAAAAAUUUGACCAUCAGCUGUGUCUUUGUGGUAUUAUUCAAUUUUCUGCAAUAUUUUUGUUUUAUUUAUAUUUUUAUUCCGCGACAUAAUUUCACCACAAAACCAUGUUACGACAGUGCGUUCCCAAAUCUCCAGUCAAAUCUCUUGUUUAUCGUUGCCAACACACUGGUGCUGAGAAAAUCGAAGAAAUCCGUGAACGUUUGGCCAAAGGACCAAAAUUUCAAGAUUUCGUUCAAAAUCCAAAUUACACAAAAGAAGAAUGGAAUGAAUAUGAGGGAAAACUACGUCGUGAAAAAGGAGAAAAUGAAAGACUUCGAUUGCCUCCAUGGUUAAAGACAACCAUUCCAACUGGCAAGAGUUUUAAUAAAAUCAAGGAACAAUUAAGAGAUCUUAAAUUGGCAACUGUUUGCGAAGAAGCUCGAUGUCCUAAUAUAGGCGAGUGCUGGGGUGGUGGUGAACAUGGAACUCAAACUGCCACUAUCAUGUUGAUGGGGGACACUUGUACACGCGGUUGUCGCUUUUGUUCGGUUAAAACUGCGAGGAACCCUCCUCCAUUAGAUCCUAAUGAGCCCGUGAAUACGGCUACAGCUAUUGCUUCAUGGGGAUUGGACUAUAUUGUCCUAACUUCAGUCGAUAGAGAUGAUCUCCCAGAUGGCGGAGCUGCCCAUAUCGCAGAAACAGUCAAAGAAAUCAAAGAGAGGAAUCCCAAUAUCUUUGUGGAGUGUCUAGUCCCCGACUUCCGUGGAAAUCUCGAUUCAGUAAAGACCAUCGCUCGUUCAGGACUCGAUGUCUACGCACACAACAUCGAAACAGUCGAGAAACUCACUCCCUUCGUCCGUGAUCGUCGUGCUGAAUACCGACAAACCUUGGCCGUUCUCAAGGAAGCCAAGCAAUUCAACCCAAAACUCGUCACAAAGAGUUCCAUAAUGCUGGGUCUCGGUGAAACCGAUGAGCAAAUCGAACAAACUCUCAAUGACCUUCGUGAGGUUGGUGUCGAGUGUGUGACACUCGGUCAAUACAUGCAACCCACAAAGAAACACUUGAAAGUCAUCGAAUACGUGACUCCAGAGAAGUUCAAACAUUGGGAAGAACGAGGCCAACAAUUGGGAUUCCUCUAUACAGCCAGUGGGCCAUUGGUUCGGAGUUCAUACAAAGCUGGAGAGUUCUUCAUAACGAGCAUUUUGAAAACUAGGCAAGAAACACCCGCCGAUAAGUUGUAAUCGCCCACAAACAAAAUAAAGCUUAGCUAACCUAGUUACAAUUGUUGUUGACAUAAUAAAUAACAAAAAUCUCGAUUAAAA